AUGCCUCUGAAAAGCCCUGAGAACAGUUCUGACAGCCCUGAGAUCCCUCAGUCACGAGUGGUAACACGUACCUGCGCUUAUUCAAAUUUCAAUAGGUUGAUUCCUUUUGAGACAGUCUCAGAAUGGGCCAAAGUAGGGUUGAUUCCUUUUGAGACAGUCUCAGAAUGGGCCAAAUCACAAGUGGUAACACGCACCUGGGCUUAUUCAAAUUUCAAUAGUACAUGGAUUACGAAAUCAAUUAGAAUCGACACGGCUGAACGUACAGGGUUGAUUCCUUUUGAGACAGUCUCAGAAUGGGCCAAAGUAGGGUUGAUUCCUUUUGAGACAGUCUCAGAAUGGGCCAAAGUAGGUGCCUGA
This is a messenger RNA of Tremella mesenterica DSM 1558, 357 nucleotides long. RefSeq lists its product as uncharacterized. The transcript has 5 exons. The coding region runs from base 1 to 357 and encodes 118 amino acids. The record is from RefSeq and is a predicted model, not a curated record. Lineage: Eukaryota; Fungi; Basidiomycota; Tremellomycetes; Tremellales; Tremellaceae.